Messenger RNA from Paramuricea clavata, 5974 nucleotides. The record is from the annotation of a GenBank genome assembly. Lineage: Eukaryota; Metazoa; Cnidaria; Anthozoa; Malacalcyonacea; Plexauridae.
AUGGUUUGCUUUCAUUCAGAUCCAACAUUAUCUGCGCUCGUAUACACACCAAAUGACAUGCUUCAAGACACGUGUGCGAACUUUGCAUCAUGUUACGCUUUCUCGGAACUCAAUGGCGAGGAAGAAAAGGAGGAUGAAGGUGCGUUCAAAAAUCUCGUAGAAUUUUCUGAAAACAGAAAAAUCUAAUACACGCUUCGGGAACGUUAUUCUAAUCCUUGGCUAUUCAGUCUCUUUUUCGUGAUUGAAACAUUUGCCUCACAGCCCUUUCUAAAACCAUACAGUUAUAUAAUAUAAUAAUGUCAAUGAUACCAUGGAUAAUAAAAUAAAUGGAUAGGAAACUAGCUGACGUGACCUAAUGUUUUUACUGGGAUUGAUGGCGUGGUUGGAUGCCUCAACCAAGUUGAAAAUCAAAUUCUCAAAAACGGCAUGUUUAGCAAUAAUACAGCUAAACAUUUUAGUCAAAUAGCAAAUAAAUGUAACUACGCCAUUCUACGAUGAAAACUCUAAGUAUAUUCCCAGUUAAUUUUAGCAAAUAUUUCAAGCACUAAACAGUGAAAAAUACAUCGCAAAUUUCGUAAAAUUUGUGACGCCAAUUUCGUAGCUACAAUUGUAAAAAAAUACAAAACAAAGACGAAAAAUUAACAUUUACCUUGAAUACUUUGUCGUGGCUUAGGCAUGUUUUUAAAACAAUUAGACCAGUUUACGCUUCAAGAUCACCCUUUUAUAGCAAAACAACAAAUAUGCCGAGAACUUUGGUAACAUUCGCAAUACGCGUGACGUCACGUUUUUCAACAAGGAUGCAGUCAAUGACGUCAGAAGUUUCCAAUCCAUUUAUUUUAUUAUCCAUGAUGAUACAUAGCUCUAAUGCAGGAAUCUCGAUCACAAGAUCAGCAAGAAUGGGAUGUUGCCAUGUUGGUGACACAGCGGGCACGCUUUGCACUGGUUUAAGCCAGUUGUCCACUUCAACCGAAACGUACUGGCGAGCAUGCGCAGAUUGAAAAGGGGUUAAUAAAUCCACGUACUUCCGGGUGUAUUCGCGUAGUAUCAAAAUGAAAAGUUCGUCGCAAGUCAACUUUUUGGCGUACUAUGGAAGUAUUAACCAAUCAACAUUCACUAAAUUUUGAAAUUUAAGUGUUUUUGAUACGCUUCGGUAUGUACCUGGCUGGUCCCAGAUUUCUUUAUUUCCCAGUCGUAUUUUAAUCGAAAAAGCAUAGAUCACUAACGCCUGUAUUCUAAAAGCUCCCUCACACUCGCACUCAAUGAGUGCAGGUUCAAUCUGAGCUUAUCUUGAGUGUCAAUGCUGUUUUUGAAUAGCUGAAGGGUGAGUAGUCACAUAGUAAGGUAUGACAGUCGCCCUCCAGCUAUUCAAAAACAGCAAUGACAUUCGAGAGAAGCUCACAUUGAACUUCCACUCAUUGAGUGUGAGUGAGCUCUUAGAAUACGGGCGUAAAUCCUUUGAAGGCAUGAAGUGGAAAACUGGCUUUACCUGUUGAUAACCGAACAGUACUGUAGACUUUCUUAAUGGUUUUCCCCUAACUUAUUGAUAUGUUAUUUCAGAUGAAAACACAGAAAAUGAAGUGGAGGACUUAAACAACAAGAGAGUGGUAUUGGCUGGACUAUGCAAACUCUUCUCUUAUGGUAUCUUCGAAAUGCGUCUGGCCACAGUCCUGUUUUCACGUAUUAUAUCUGUAUGUAUACCCAGUAUAAUAUUCUUAUACAUGAGUUCAGCGAUGGAUGGGGUGACAGAGGCACAGUGGGUAAUCCCAAGCCAUGCGCAGAGCGCGUAGGGCGAAGCCCGUGACGAGGGUAAUAUUAAUUCCGCUCGGCUAUUUACACCCGGGGAAAGGAAAGUUAGAUGUAAGAUGGGAAAUCAUGAAAUAUAAGGCAAAUCUGUUUCGAUUGUUUAUGUGAUUUUUUCGCCACACGUUGUUUUCCACUUACGUAUAGGUGUCACUCUCCUCCGCAGAGUCUGAAUUAUAUAGGAUUUGUAGGGAUAAUGUAGGGAUAGUAGAGGACAUUUAGUGGUGCGCGACGGGGGGGGGUGAGAUCGUAGCUUCCGUCUUCCCAUCAUACCUAGCGCGUUUAACUAACAAUUACGUAAUUUGUUUCCCAAGUAAUAUUACGUAAUUUUACUAAAAAUUCGUAAGGCUCUGCGGAGGAGAGUGUAUAGGUGUAUUAAAGUCUCUUAAUUUUUUAUGUUAAAGAUUUUAUAUAUCUACCAUAUAUUAAUCGGCAAAACAGCCAAAAGCAUAAAAGUUCAUUAAAUGAACAUUUUAUCGUCCACCAAAGUUGGAUUUUACAUUAAAACCACGGUUAGAUUGGGCUGAAGCUUUUAGAAUUCACAAUAGCAUACCUACAGUAUACUGUAUGUGUUUUGUAAAUGAGUGAACUUGAAAUGAGCCACAUUCUUGGCCAAGGCUACGGGUUACCCACCAGCACCUCCUUCCCAGUAAAUCCAUCCUUGCCUGAGUUAAACUAACUUUUAAGGUUAUCCUAAUAUCCUAUUUGUUGUUAUAGGCUUUUGGGAAUUUUGGUGACCUUAUCAAACAGACCAUGUCAAAGUGCAGAGAAAUUAAUAUAAACUAUUACACCAAAACAAUAGCGCUUACUUUAUUUUCGGUAUGUCUUCUUUAUAGUUGCUUUGUGUGGGUAGAAUUUGAGAAAACAGCUUACAUGAACAACCCCUAAGUACAGUGUCCUAUCAACUUAUACCUGCAGUAUUAAUCAGGGAGCUACAGGUACAAAAGUACAUGUUCAUGUUUACUUACCAUAUCGAGGGGCAAUUUCAUUUUAUCUUUAUCUUGUGCCUUUAGGCCUAAUAAGUAUAUUUCUGUCUGUUGGACACAUUCAAAUUUCUUCUGGGCUCCUGCCAACACGUUUUUUUUGUGUUUUUUUUUGUUGUUUUUUUGUUUUGUUUUUUUUUGUUUUGUUUUUUCAAUUUUCCUAUAAAACUCUAUUAUUGUCAAAAAAGGUGAAUAUUCAGGUUCGUUUAUUGGAAAAAUAACUUAUGUCAUCAGAAAUUUCAUAAGAAACUACACAUAACACAUUUUUAUGGUUACCUUGAUUUUUCAAGUUCUUUAAAUAUCUUAACUGGAAAUAAUUGUUAGUUUUUUUUCUGUUAGGAAUACGAAAAGCUUCGUGAGGUGGGAAACGGUCCGGUCGACAAAUCGUCAGAGGAAUACACUGCCUUAAAAGUACGUAUAGAUUAUCGUCCCAUACUGAUUAUGUAGGGGUAUGUAUGUGAGGUUAGACAAUGUAAUAGUCCAGUGAUACGUUUUCGAAAUGUGUGUAUGGCAGAACGUCGUCCCUCACAUGUUGAGAUCUAGAGUUCCAAGUCCUAGUGAUCCUAAACUAUUAUACUGUAUGUCGAGACUGUUACGUACAGUUGUUUGCAAUGUACGAUAGUUUCGUGAGAAUAAUAAUUAUGUAUUUUACUUUUCAGGAACUUGCAAGAAGACUUGCGUUAACGUAUGGAAUUGAACUGACUAAAGAACCCAUUCGCAAGGCAAUGAUUAACUUACACAGGUAUGAAUAUACGCUUCUGACUACUAAUAUAAUACUGUUGAUUUUCAUAAAAAAAGUGUAUAAGAAAUACAAUAUAUGUUAAUAAUGUAAAAAUGCCUACGAAGCCGCAUAUUAUUAUAAAAAAUAGAAUUAAUUGUAUUAAUUAUUAAUUGUAUUUUAUAGGUCAGUGGUACUGUAAAGUAACACCUUAUCUUCGAAUUAAUUACCGAAAUAUUAUUUAUUUCAAGCAUGCAGCACGUAAGAAACGCAGUAAACUAAUCUAAAAAGAAAAAGAUGGUCGAAUUUUUGUAACAAUGGGAGGGAGGACUGACAAUGAGUGGAAUGGUUUUAAAAGGGGCGAGAUGAUAAAAAAACUGUUAUUAAGAUUGCUGAGGAAGACGUUUUUCAAAGGAUUUACGCCCGUAUUCUAAGAGCUCACUCACACUCAAUAAGCGGAAGUUCAAUGUGAGCUUCUCUCGAGUGUCAUUGCUGUUUUUGAAUAGCUGGAGGGCUACUGCCAUACCUUACUAUGUGACUACUCACCCUCCAGCUAUUCAAACAUCCAGCUAUUUAUUAAACAGCAUUGACACUCAAGAUAAGCUCAGAUUGAACCUCCACUCAUUGAGUGUGAGUGUGAGGGAUCUUUUAGAAUACAGGCGUCAGUGAUCUAUGCUUUUUCAAUUAAAAUACGACUGGGAAAUAAAGACAUUUGGGACCAGCCAGGUACAUGUACAGUAUAUCCUUUUUCGUUCUGGGCUUUAAUAAUGACUGCAACUUUGAUGUUCACAAUCUUUCUAGAGAAGCAAUAUUACGUAGCUUCAGCCGAGACGAUGAACAGGAGAAUGAACAGGAUAAUGCAGAGACUGAGAUCGCGUUGCCUAAUAUCGGGUUCCUUGCUGUGAUUAGUGAAUGUUCAUCAAGACUGAUAUCACAGGAUAAGAAAACUGUGUAAGUAUUAAAUAUCGUUCUAAAGCAUUUCUGACUGCACAGGCAUUGGUCGUUUUUUAACCUAAAUCACAGUUUUGUUGGAAAUCAUAAACGUUUAACUUCGCUUGAAAUUUGGCAAAAUCAAUGAGUUCGUUUGACUCGCACUAUAUGCUGUCGAAAUUUCGAAAUUCAGGUUACGUCGGUUAUAUAAAAUGGUAGUUAAAGUUAACUACAGCUACCAAACAAAAUCGCGUACUUCAGUACUAACUAUUAUUUAACUACGAAAUAGUAGUUAAAAAGUGGAAUAGAUUUUUUAUACAACCGUCCCCAGGAGUACAUGUAUUUUGACAUUUUCAGAUAACUCGCAUACUGUAUCUUGUUGCCAUUGUUACAAGAACGUUUCGAAUAGUAGCCAAUAAUUUAAAAAUAAACACGCGUUAAUCGAAAUAUCUACUGUCCCUUGCACCCCAGUAAGGUGAAUUCAUGAAAAAAAGAAAAACAAUAAAUUUAUGAGAAAUAUACUUUUCCAUGGUUACGUUUUACUUUCGUUUAUUAUUAAGACGUUUUCUAACCAAAUGCUCUAGUUUACCCAAAUCAUGAUUGACACACUUCUUAUAUCUUUUCAGUUUGGGUAUCCUUAAAAAGCAAAUGGAGGAUAUAAAGUUAAAUAUAAAAGAUGCAGGUCGUGAUCCAGAAUUACAGCCAUUGGUAUCAUACUAUAGAGUCAUGUUGGAGGGAAGUCAAUGUAAGUGAAAAUCCUGGAAAGUCCUGGAAUUUCUUUCGAGCUGUUUUGAUAAUAUUUACAGUGUAGACUAAAUAAUAUUUCGAAUAAAUGGUAGUGUUUCAAAAAGCAAAAUCCGUGCCAUUUUGAAAGAUUUUUACCAGUUUUAGGUCCUUGAAUUCGCUAGAAAAACGUCCUUGAAAGUCCUGGGAAAGUCCUUGAUUUUCAUAAAGUGUGAAAACCCUGAAAAUAGUUAUUUUCUCUUCCCUCUUUAGAUCAUCUUGGUUAAAAACAUCUGCCAUGCUGUAAUUUUUAUUAAAAUAGAAUACACCCUUCCGGAAAGUACUUAGCUAUAGAACCUCGUUUCCGUCUUUGAGGCUUUUAUUAGCUUUAGUGCCCUUUAUCUUGUUACUGAUUACAGAAUUAUAAACAGGUCUUUUGUAUUCACUGAUAUAACUGUAUGGUUCCGUAAAUGUGUCAUCUAUAACAAGGAAAAGGGCUUGAAUCCCAAGAUCUCAAUCACGAAAAUGAGAUUCUAUAGCCAAGACUGAGCACUUUCCGUAAUAGGGUGUAUUUUCAGCUGCAGUUACCCAAAGAUUAGUAUUAUCCUAUAUGACGACAAAUGCAUACUUCUCUUCAUUUAGUGUCUAGUGCAAAAACGACAAAAUUGCGUCCAGCACCUCAAAAGGCGAAGAGAAAGCUAGAUGUUGAUGGUAGGUUUCAGAAAAAUAUGUAAUCAUCGAGCUGAGCUGAAUUGUGAAAGAUGCAGCUGAAACUGAUCGAGUCGAAGGAUUUCUAAUGGCGCCUCUGGCUGCUACCUUA